AUGGCUGCUGGCACCUGGCUUGAUCUGCUUCGUACAAUGCGGAUCACACUGUUCGUGACUGCCGCUCUACUUCUUGGACGAACGAUAGACAAACUAACCAGUCCCGAUCUGGACCCGGAACUCCUCAGUCUGGGUUCAUUCUAUAUCCCUUCGGCGUCGUUGAGGUGCUCGGAAUCACGAUCAAUCAUCAAUGAUACCCCUCCCUUGCUUGAUUACUUCCUUGUACAACCAUACAAAAACCUGACUGCAAUAAAAGCAUUACCAAACCUGACUAGGAUUCAUUGGCCUAAGCCGGUCGUAGCCAAAUCCCCCGCUGGGUCUUGGUUUUUAGACGGCAAAAUCCGGCAGCUCCCUGAACCGUUUGAACCGGUCAUGACCAGAGGACAGAUCGCUCUAUCUCGAAAACUGUUGGACAUAUUUUCGGACAUGAUGUUUUCUCACGGCUACGGUGAUCGAUUUUGGCUGAACGGUGGUACACUGGUCGGUUCAUUUCAUCAUCAUGAUUUCAUACCGUGGGAUGACGAUAUUGAUGUACUGGCCGAUGCGGAUCUGCGACCCACAAUACAGAAAAUGCUCGGACAGUUGGGACCGGAAUACCGUUGGUACGCGAUGUGGGAACGUGAUAAAUUGUUCACUAAACCAAUGAAUGAUUCUCAAAGUGAUUUGGAUUUAGAAUUCAGUCGUGUGACUUCUGACAAAGGUUGGGCUUGGCCAUUUCUCGAUAUCGGUUACUAUCGUGUCGGGCCGACUCACACCUGUGUUCAUUUAUUUCACCCGGGUCACGGAGUGUGUUUCCCUAAUUCGGCCAUUUUCCCGCUCAUCUACCGUCCAUUUGGAAAGGCGUGGUAUCCGGCACCAUCUAACAUCCCGAAAUAUCUACGUGCCGUUUAUCAGAUGCGAAGCAGUUGUGUCACAUUUGGCUAUUCGCACGUAUUCGAAAUCGGCUCCGCUUAUGCCCGAGUUCCGUGUUACACUUUGGCCGAUAAGUACGCAUUCAUUCGACACUGUCCCAUGCGAUCGAACUCGGUGAAAAGCACCAAUUCCACUUUGGUCGAGCAAUUUGUCAUGAAUGAGGAACGACUGAUGGAGAGCACUCCGUCUGGGUGGAAAGUUGUACAUACCAUACAGAUUCCGAUAAAAGAUGAAUUGACAUCGUGUCAAGGGUACGGACUACCAGAACCUCGGUAA
Molecule: messenger RNA, 1188 nt
Organism: Echinostoma caproni
Lineage: Eukaryota; Metazoa; Platyhelminthes; Trematoda; Plagiorchiida; Echinostomatidae
Source: the annotation of a GenBank genome assembly